CGCAAACAAACUCUCUUCCAAGUUCGAAGCCCUCUUCCGACCUUCACCCGCCGUCUUCUCCAAUCCGCCGACGAUCUUCCUCAGCAUUGUGAUUGAAGUACCACAAUUGCAAUGACAAUGCCGUGCUAUCCGAUGCAACACCACCAUCACAAGGUUGCUACGAACAACACAGCUCGUUGUAACUUGAAGUUCAAAGUAAAUCCCGAGGCUAAUGUUCCAGAGAAGCCAUCUCCCAAGCGGGGCCCGGAGAUGUCCGUUGAUGAUCAAAGGUGGAAAAAGCAGAAGAUGGACUGCAAUGUGAAAGUCGAGUGCAGUAAUCUUUUGAAAGUAUUUAUGGAUCGUAGAUUAGCAUGGGAGUUCGCUAGGCCAUUCGAUCCAGUGAAGACUCCUCCUGAUUAUUUCAAGAGGAUUAAGAAUCCAAUGGAUUUAGGAACAAUAAAACGUAAACUGGAGAGGAAUAUGUACUCUGCUGCAAAGGAAUUUGUUGAUGACAUGUUGCUGACUUUUGGGAAUGCAAUGACGUAUCACCCUCCUUCGUCUGAACUUCAUCGCAACGCAAGGCUAUUGGAUUGUAAUUUCAGGAGGAGGUGGGAAAUAUUGGCUGCAAAAAUGAAGCUAGUUGUAGAAAACAAUCACCAAGUUGCUGGUCGGAUAGAGGUUCCCAAAGGUGAAAACCGUGGCAAGUCAAGGCGCGUAUCACUAGAGAAAAAACUGAAGCUCGAACCAAGGGUUAAGAAUGAAAAAAAGCACUAAAUGGCUGCACAUUUUUUAGCAAAACGGCUGACAAAGGUGUGAAUCGAUCGAUGUAAAGAAGCAACUAUUGAUGCUCGUACUCGUGGGGCUGUUCGCAAUGAAGAUAAAAGGCCUUGUUCAACCUCUGUCACAACUUCUGUAUCAUGCUGAAUGUUUGAUCUUGUGUUCCACUUUUAUGCAUUGAGCAAACUACUGAAACUUAGUAAAACGUUCAAUUAGUAUUUUUUUAAGAUCGUAGAAGCGUUAAGCUAUGGA
This is a messenger RNA of Salvia splendens (bonfire salvia), 1008 nucleotides long. Its product is annotated as transcription factor GTE12-like. Lineage: Eukaryota; Viridiplantae; Streptophyta; Magnoliopsida; Lamiales; Lamiaceae. The record is from RefSeq and is a predicted model, not a curated record. Bases 112 to 753 code for a protein of 213 amino acids. The transcript has 3 exons. Gene Ontology annotation, molecular function: protein binding.